Messenger RNA from Seminavis robusta, 2133 nucleotides. Lineage: Eukaryota; Bacillariophyta; Bacillariophyceae; Naviculales; Naviculaceae. The record is from the annotation of a GenBank genome assembly.
AUGAUGAAACGACCCACCAGCCCCACUGAAGUGGGAACAAGCUCCAACAGCAGUACCGGUUCCAACAGCUCUAGUAGCAGAGGACCCCUCAAGAAGAAAAUCAAAAGAGAAAUGGAUGCCACUACUACUAUUGCCCAAGCACCCAAUGACAAUCAAGACUUGAAUGGACUUCAAGACAAUCGAUAUGCACCCGGACCUUCACCUGGACCUUCACCUGGACCUUCACCUGAAGCUGCCACAUCCUCAAAACAGUAUUCAUCUGCCACCGCCAGUACAACUGAACAAGAGUCAGCCGAUGAUGCUGAUACAGGGUCCACCACGGGAGUCGGAGGCACCAGUGCGGAGGAAGACACACCCGCCGUGGCACCUCCUCCUCCUCCUCCCUCAGCUGCAGCGGCUGUCACUGCCGCCUCCUACGAGUACAUGUACCGUGGCGGGGGCAGGAUCCGAUUGCCCGAUAAGCUCAUGGAAUACCUGAACAAGCAAGUCCUGCCAGACAUUCUCUGGUGGCAUCCAGACGGUGAAGGAUUCGCCUUUGACACGAAAAAGAUACAGUCCACCUUCUUGGACAAACACUUUCGCGGGACAAAGCUGGCUUCAUUCAUUCGCAGUCUCAAUCGAUGGGGCUUUCGCAGAGUAUUCUACCAUUCUUUGCCCAAGAAUGCCCUCUCCUUCCACCACCCCUUGUUCCGCAAGGAUCAACCACAUCUUGUCAGGGACAUGAAAAUGGUAUCAUACACCAGCACCAGCGAAAGGAAGGCAGCCGCAAAGUCAAAGGAAGACGAAGCCAAGCAGCAGGAUUCACCAGCAAGCAGUCGCAGCAACAGCCCACCAAGCAUGGCGCCUGCCUCCGCUGGGGUUCAGGAACAGGUACAAGUCAGUGUACAACCGCAAGCACAAGUCAGUGUACAACCGCAAGCACAAGUACAGGCACAGGCACCGACAAGUCUACUGCCACAGGCGCAAGCAGUUCCACAACUCCAGCAGCAACAACAGCAGCAACAACAGCAAAACACGCAGCUCGCUCAAGCUCAGGCAAUCCUACAGGCGUCUGGAUUGCAAGUGUCCCUCGACGCAUUGGUUCAAACCAUCAUGACCGGGGAGCAGCCAGCACCAGCGGCUCCCUCGCCUCAACCACCCAUGGUCGAUCAGGCACAGCUCAUACAACAACUUGCGGCCAUGCAACAGCAACCGCAGCCAGCACCCGCCCCGCAAGUGCUAUCCAUUGAUCAGGCUCAACUCAUCCAGCAAAUUGCAGCCUUUCAACAGCUACAGCAGCCUGCGCCCUCCCCACAAGCGCCGUCCAUCGAUCAGACUGAGCUCAUACAGCAGAUUGCAGCAUUUCAACAGCUACAGCAGCCAGCACUCUCCCCACCAGCGCCAUCCAUGGAUCAGAAUCAGCUCAUACAGCAGAUUGCAGCAUUUCAACAGCUACAGCAGCCACAGCCAGCACCGGUGCCUCAACCGCUGUGCGUGGAUCCAUCACAGCUCAUGCAGCAGAUUGCCGCCAUUCAGCAGUCACCAUUGCAGCCGCAUGUCAAACAAGCUCUUGUCCAAGAACUGGUGGCCGCCAGCCAGCAAGUGCAGCAACAAACCCUACAUGCACCGCCCCCCGCACAGGACCAAUCACAGCUUAUCCUACAAGCUCUGCUUCCUCACUUGCAACAGCAGCAGCAAAACCAGGCAACCACAUCCACAAAUACCAAUGCAGUCUCGCUGGCCUCGACUGGCGCAGUUGCACAACAUAGCCCCUUCUUGACAGCAGUUGCGAAUGCCUUGACCCAGGCAUCCCCAGUGCAAAUGCUCCAAGUGUUGCAGCAGCAGCAAGCUCCUGCACCGGCGCCCGUUGCUGCGCAAGGACCUUUCCGUUCUUCCUCCCCCCCAAACUCCAUGCUGAGCGCGUUGCAGAACGCGGCCGCGGCCCAGCAGCAAGAUGGUCAACAAGUGCAAGCGCAACUCCAAGAGCAGCAGCGUCAAACGAUUCUCCAGUUGAUGGAAUCUCAGCAGCGUCUCGGUUCAUUGCAAAGUGGUAUGCAAGUGUUGACAGCUGCCCGGCAAUCUCAAGAAGAGACGAAUGUCAAUGGAAACCAAAUCGACGGCGAAAACAGCGGCAGACCCGGUGCGCUUGGCUGA